This is a messenger RNA of Bursaphelenchus okinawaensis, 3593 nucleotides long. Lineage: Eukaryota; Metazoa; Nematoda; Chromadorea; Rhabditida; Aphelenchoididae. The record is from the annotation of a GenBank genome assembly.
AUGGCGUUUAGAACGGGUCCUCCGCCUCCAUCAGGUAUGAAAUCUCAUAAUUAUACUAUACUUUAUUUAAAUUUUAAUAGUCUUUUCAUUGUUUUAGAUCCACAAUUAAGGCAUGCAAUCGAACGAAUGGCUGUGUAUGUGGCUCAAACCGGUCCACAAAGUGAAGUUGAAGCUAGAAGAGUUAAUUAUGGCAAUCCAGCAUAUCAGUUUUUGUUCAAUGGCGAAGGAUCUACGUAUUAUCAAUUUUGUUUGGCGAGAGAGAUUCAUAAUUGUAAGUUUUUUGUAUAUUGUUUAAAGUUUUAGGCUUUUGGAUAUAAAAAUAUUAGUUUUAAAGAUAGAUUUUUGAUAUUUUAAGUAGUGUUAGAAGUAUACCUUGACGAGGUUUCGUGUUAGUUUAGGAUUAAUAUCUUGCGACGUUUAAAUGAUAUGCUAUUUUUUAAGAUUUGUUAUGGUGACUAUUGAAGGCUUAUUGCUUAAUAUAGUUUUUGGUUUGGAACCUACAUUUAUAAAUAGUUGAAAGAGGGUUUAUUUAUGCUUUUUAAAAGUUUUUGUUUUAUAUUGACGAGUUUUAGGUGAAAUACGAUUUUUUAACAAUGACUUGAUAGUAAAUAUAAUCUAAAACAAAAAUAAAAAAUUUAUUUCAGUGUCCCAAAUAGCUCAAGGACAACCUCCACCACAAAUUCAGCCGUCGACAUCACGGCCAAUACCGUUAAACGCGAUUCCACCACCAUUAGCGCCACCUCAAGGGCCUCCGCCACCGUUGGCCCCUCCACCAACCUUAGCACCUCCUCAAACGCCGAAUAUUGAAGCUGAAAUAGCUGGUUAUGAAGCUCAAUUAGCUGGCUUCCAAGAGCAAAUAACUCAAAGUGAACGGAAUUUACAAGCUCAUCUUGAUUCGAUUCCAGAUCAACGAAAAGUAAGUUACAUUGACAUUGUUUUAGUUGGAUUUUAGUUUAAAACAGAGAAAAUGUUCAUGGAGAAGGAAGAAGAACGAAUUAGUGAGUUGAUGGCGAAUGCUGGGAUUGUUAAGGACGAUUUUUUGCCAUUGAUUGAUUCGCUGGCGGCUAGUGGAUCUAAGGACACAAUUUCUGUGAGUAUACCUUUUAUUAUUGUUGAAAUGAGUUAACUUAGAAUUCGCUUGAAAUUUUAAGCUUCAAGAUUAGUUUACUAACUAAAUAAUGAAGCUAUAACAAUCAAAAAGAGUAACUUUUACUUGAUAAUAACGGAAAUAUUAUUAAAAACCUCUUUUUUGUUGACUUUGUGAUGGUUAAUAUAGAAAACUAACGUUUGGCUAUAUUUUAGAAGGUCAAACACUGGAUUUUUGAUCAUGCAGAAACAGACCAGAAGCGUGAAGUUGUGUUAACGUUCUUUCUACACAGAUUCAGAUCGGCUGCUACAACUGAUGCGAUGAAACUUCACAUAUUAUACUUGGUCAACGAUUGGGCUUAUUAUUGGUAAGUUGAGGGCUAAACGUUGAUAAUUUUUUUGUAAAAUACGGUUUUUUAAAGGUCUUCAAAUGUAUAGUAAAAUAUAAGUUUUUUAAAAUAAUUUUAAUAUUUUCAGUGACAGAAAGAAAUUGACCAACAUUCGACAAACUUUAAGUCGAUAUGUACCUAAAUUCUUUGCAUUAGCGUCCCACAGCGGCACAUUGACAUCGAAAUUGGACAAAUUAGUUGGUGUUUGGGAAGGUGGUCGAUAUUUUGAUGACAGUUGCUUUAAAGUAGGUUUUUGCUGAUUUUUGGGGGUUUUCGGGCCUAAACUUCUUGAGUAAUAUAGGGACAAAUAUGGUUUUUUGUAGUGUUUUUAUGAAAGAGUGUGGUGAGAAAGGUACUUCUAGUUUGCUUUUAUGAUUUUUUUAGCUAUAUUGAGGCGGCAAAAAAGUUUUGUCGUUUUUUAACCUGAAUGACAGACGACGACAAAACUUUUUUGUGUUUUUAUAAGUGUAAAUUUUCAUCAUAGUAUUGUUGAUAUACAAUAUGUUUCCAUUUUAUAUAUUGUUACUUGUUUAGCAACUCCGAAACCCGUCCCAAGUGUACCAAAUGGACCAAAUUGCCCAAAAAGGCGAAAAACAAAAACUGGGAGAUGAAAUUGAAAAAGAACUCAGAAGCACGUACGAAACAUACAAAAAGCAACAUCAAGACUACGAAGCUCAUAUCCAGACCCAAAUGGCUAGUAUACAGACCAAAAUCGCCAAUCUAAAACAUCGAAAUCAGCUGGCAUCGAUGGAGAAUGUGGAUCUAAAGCCGAAAGGGGAAUAUUAUGAAUUACCAGCCGGAAUGAUGGUGACUUUGCUACCUCCGAAUGAAUUUGCCUUUAAACAGUUGAAGAAAGAGGACCUGAGACUACCUCCACCAAGUGACAUGAAUGACAUGUUGAUGAAUGAAAUUGAAAGGUUUUACAGUAUGGUGAAUGUGCCAAGAAUGGAGGAUCUGACAAAGUAAGCAAGCUUUUAUAUCUUUUUGUUAGAAAAGUUUAAUGGUUUGCACGGUGCAAGAAAAAAUUGCGGAUUGCACGGUGCAAAAAUUAAAAUUUUAAAUUAAAAAUGUUUUUCAUUUUCGAAAAGCUAGUAUUAUAGUUUAUAUUAAAGAUUGUAGACUGGAAAUGCAGUAGGAAAAAUUUUAAGCUGUAGUUUUUAUAUAAAGGGGUGUUUUUAAAUGUUUGAAAAUUUUGAACUGUGCAAAAAAUGAAAUUUUUUGAAUACGAAAAAUUUUUAUUUUGGUCUCAAAUUGAAUAAUAUAGACGUACAAAAAAAUAUUGAAAGUUUUAAGACAGCGUUUUAAUGUAAAAGGUUAAUAUUAAAUUUGUCAAAAGUUUUGCACCGUGCAAAAGGAUAAACCUUGCUUUUUUAACUGCACCGUGCAGAUGAAAUUAAUUUUUGUUAAAAUUGUAUUAAAAAUUGUUUAUGGAUAUAAAUAUGACAUUUUACAAUACUUUAAACUAAUUUUGCCCAAUUUUUAGAGACGGUUGGGACUACCGCGGCCUACAGGAAUUCGACGCCCUAAAGGCAAAAUGUCGAGCAGAGUUGGAAGAACAACUGAAAGACGAAGGUAAAACAAUAGAAGACUUGAUAAGGGAAAAUCAAAAAGAAUUUGGAUACGAGUCGGAUUCAUCAUCUAGCUCAUCAUCAAGUUCGAGUAGCUCAAGUUCGGAUCGAAGAAGCAGGUCAAGGUCCAGAUCCAGGUCAAGAAGUAUUAGUCCAGAAGAUGAAAGACCUAGCUUUGGUGGGGAUAAGCCUGGAAUGUUUGUUAAGUAAGUAUUUUUUGGGCUUUGAGGUGAAAUUUGAUUUUUUUAAAUUUUUGAAUUUUAAAAAAAAUUUUAAAUUUAAAAAUUUUUGAACCUUUUUAAAAAUACUCUGUAUUUUCAGACCGGCCGAUCCAGUAUUCAAAGCUCCAGCACCAGUGAACAAAGGUGCGAUGCUUUUACAGAAAAUGGGCUGGGGCGGUGGCGGCCUAGGCUCGGAAGGCCAAGGCAGAUCAGAAGCCAUCGAUGCCGGAGCUCCGAGAGACAUUCAGGACCAGUUCAGAGGGAUCGGCUCAAAACCAGACAAAUUCGAAGAAUAUCGAAAGCAAAUGAGCAAGAAGUUUGGCGGAUAA